UCCCGCCCCUCGUCAUUCCCGGCCGCCUUUGGAACAACAACUUUAUUAGCUCCUGCCGCUAUGCGCAGAAGCGGUAAGGAGGAGAGGAGAGGGGACUUGUCGGCCUGCCGGCCUACCAAGGACUAACCCUGCUAAGCGGGGAAUCGCCUUAACCAGACGAGAAGGUGCAGAGACGAGAAUAAAGACGGGGGCAACUCAGACGACUGGGGAAGGAGUGAGACGAGAAAGCAAGGCCUUUAAGCCGGGCGGGACUCGGGAGGGGAGGGGGAGGGGGUGGGGAGCGAAGCCGGAAGCCGGGAACUACAAGUCCCGAAAGGCUUAGCGGCUAAGUCCCGGAUGCCGUGGCGUGAAGCCUGAUGGGACAGGUAGUUUUGCGAAGGACUUAACGUAGAGGUUUGCGAGGUUGUACGGCCUGAGACCCGCGGCGCCCGGAGCGGGAGACAUGGAACUGGAGCAGAGAGAGGGGACCAUGGCAGCUGUGGGCUUUGAAGAGUUCUCAGCGCCGCCAGGCUCGGAGUUGGCACUGCCUCCGCUGUUCGGUGGUCACAUCUUGGAGAGCGAGCUGGAGACGGAGGUGGAGUUCGUGUCUGGGGGUCUGGGCGGCUCGGGGCUCCGGGAGCGAGAUGAAGAAGAGGAGGCCGCCCGCGGCCAGCGGCGGCGCCAGCGGGAACUAAAUCGUAGGAAGUACCAGGCGCUAGGGCGGCGCUGCCGGGAGAUCGAGCAGGUGAACGAGCGGGUCCUGAACAGGCUCCAUCAGGUGCAAAGGAUAACACGGAGACUUCAGCAGGAGCGGAGCAGGCGGCAUCCCUCUCUGAGCCCAUUUCCCGUCUCACGGAGGUGGCUCAAAUCUUGUGGCUGCUGAGGAUUGAACAGGAGCUCAUGGGAGGAGCCCAGCCCAGAGCCUCCCGCCACGCGCCGUGUCCCCGUGUCUGGAAUGCGCUGUGACCCGGCCAGUCCUCAGGCCUGCACUCACCUGACCCACAGGAUGCGCCCGCCCUCAGGCACCUCCUUGGUGUCCAGGUCCCUCACUCACCUGCUCUCCCUGCUUCCUGGCCAUUCCUCGCCCCAGCACCCCAGGGCUUGGCCCUGGGUCCCCCCACGUCCACACCUCCGCUCUCCAGCUGGUAGCCGCAGGUGGCGACUUAACCCGAGACUUCGUUAAAAUUGAAACUUAACGUUGGUCACAAUAAAUUUUAAUUCACUGGA
Leptonychotes weddellii (Weddell seal) is the source of this 1206-nucleotide messenger RNA. The record is from RefSeq and is a predicted model, not a curated record. Lineage: Eukaryota; Metazoa; Chordata; Mammalia; Carnivora; Phocidae.